UCUGAGGCACUUGGUGGCAGCUGCACUUGUGAAGCAGGCGGACAUACGUAGAGAAGACUGAGACUUUGAGUCAGUGACGCCGAGCUGCACAACAACAAGCCUCUCCUUCAGCUUCCACACUUGACUACAUCCUCAAAUCGUACUCGAGCGAGCUGCAUUUUUUUCUUUGCACGCUGCAAAGAGAAGCUCUGCGUCCUCCAGGCACCGCGAUCCGUCAUGAACUCUGGAAGCAGGCACUGAGACGAGACAGAGAUGCUGAUGUCUGGGACGCUCCAUCGCCUCCUCCUGGCUGGGACCUGUCUCUGUGUCUGCGGGACCCCUGUCCGCCUCCUCAACUUCACCCCCACGCAGGACUGUGACGGGCAGUGCGCCAGCUCAGGAGCAACUGUCGGGUCAACGCACCCUACAGAUGUAAAGUCUGAACCCUCAGAUGCAGAACAUGAUGUGACUGGCCUGAUAUUGAAUGUAGGUGCGGGAGGAGGGGCUGGCCCACAUGGACGACCUGAGGGGAUAGUUCCAGUGACGCAGACGGAAAACGGGGACAGCCUUGAUGGAAGAUCUGGGCCGAGCGAGGCUGGUGGAGAGGCAUGGAGCCAAAGGAGCGGGGGAAGGAAGGUUGGGAGCACAUCUGAGAUGGGCGACGCUCAAAGUCAGUCAGAGACAGCUUCGUCUGUUGAUCCAGAAGGUAUAAAGGAGGACGUACCUGCCAUCAGCCAGCCAACAGGUGGGAGAAGACACUUGGACCUGGCCUUGAGCACCACAAGGUUGACGCCAGAUGGAUUUUUCGCCUCCUCCACAGCACCACAGCUGAGCAUCUCCACCAGGGAGGGAGAAGAGCAAGGUGGAAUGAAGCUACCUGGUUAUGGUGAUUCUCUUCAGGAUAGAGACCCAGAAGCAAUCUCUACAGAACCUCCAAAUCCUGGAGCACAGAUCCAGAAACUGACCUCCCACAUCCCUCCCUUGUUCUUCGUCUCACCACGGACCUCCACACACUUGUCGAUUUGGGGCCAUGAUGGAGCUACCUCCCUCCCAGAUCCCUUGUUACCUGAGAUCGGACCAAACCUGAUGCCCAGAGAGGAUGGACCUGAGAGCCUGUGGACUGAGGCGGCGAGGCCCAGUGGAGUGGACACCGUGGUCCCACCAUCUCAGGAUGAAGCCACGGAGGGCACCAUGUCAUCAGAGGCGCUCCCUCUCAUCUUCGAGCCUUUUGAAGAUGUCACACCAGAGGGGGCAGCAGCAGAGGCAGUGGCGGCGGUCACGCUGGUGCCCGGCAGUGCUCAGCCUCCUGCUGCCAUGGCAACCGGAGGAAUGCCUCAGUCAGAGGUGGACCUGGACCAGCUGGUCACCGUGGAGACAGACAGCGACGGUCCCUCGCACGCCCCACCCCUGCUGAUGCCAGACUGGACGUCACCUUGGCAGACGUCCGGCGGGGAGCUGCUGGAGCCAAUCGGCUCAUCGGGUCCGUCUGUUUCACAGCGGCAAGCCGGAACUGAGGCGGAGGAUCACUCUGAGAGAGGUGCUGUGAGGACACUGAACCUUGAAGAGAACUUGCCCACCACCGGCCCCUCCUUCUCAUCCUUCCACCGUGCUAUGACAACGGUAACCAUGGCAACCCAUCAUCUGGUGCACAAAUCCAGAUUGGGGUUGGAGGAGAUGGAGUCUGAGGAGGAGCCCGAUGAAGACGAGGAUGAUGAGAACUCUGAGGAAUCAGUGGAGGAUGAGAGUGAGGAGGACCUGACAGAAGCACCCAAAACAUCCUCAACGCAGCCUCCGUACAGCCUCAUCCCUCCACCUCCUGUCUGGGUUCAACGCAACCAGGGGCUGAUGCGGAGCUGGGUAGAGCUGAUCAGAGAAAAGGCGGGUUAUGUGUCUGGGAUGUUGGCCCCUGUGGGCAUCGGCAUCACUGGGGCCCUGCUUAUCGUCGGCGCCCUCUACAGCAUCAGGAUGAUUCACCGCAAGAGGAGGAACAGCUUCAAACACCAGAGGAGGAAGGUCAGGCAGCCAGAGCAACCUCGAGAGCCCGGGACCAGCCGCCAGGAUCAGGCCAUGCUGCUGGCCGACAGCUCCGAGGAUGAGUUCUGACGAGUCCCUUCUGGGCUCCUUUUGUCUGCGACCAAUGGCUGAUGCUCCUGUAAAGGAGCCUUGGCAAACACCCCCAUCGCUAUGACUACCGCAUCUCCAAUCACCCUGGGCUGUUUGGCUAUGACUCAUCUGAUCCACAGAGAGUGACUGGGUAUAGGCCACAAUUUGUACAGGCUGCACAAAGGUCAGCUUUGUAUUCCCCCCUUUCUAAAAGUACCAAUGUGAGCACUUUUCUGAAUGUUGUCAGGUGAUGUUGACUCUAAUGGCUAGGCGGGGCUGGCACGAUGCACUCUGACAUAAAAAAAAUAAUAUUGCUGCUUGUAAAAAAAGAUAUGCUUUAGUAGGGUAUUGGCAGGAUGAAAGUGUUGCUGGUAAAUUGAGGUCGAGUUGAGGGGAAAGUGUAGACCAGCCGGUUUUCUGUCAAGUAAUAAAAAAAGGGCUGUAGAAAAGUUACAUGACAUAAACGAUGUAAAUAUAUGUACUGUACGUAGCUGACUUGGUGUCAGUCGUUUUAGUGUAAAUAAAGUUUUAUUUAUUGCUACACAGCUAGGAUAUUUAAAGGAAGUGUUCAACAUUUUGAAAAAUAUGCUUAUUUGCUUUGAUGCAUAUCCAGAUCAGCGAGUUAGAUGGGGCUAGCAGCUGGUUAGCUUCACUUAGCAUAAAGACUGGAGGGUGAACAGCUAGCUUCGCUCCCUCCAAAGGUAGAGACUUGCCUACCAACAGCUCUAUAACUUUCGAAUGAACACAUUUGUUUAGCCUAUACAAGAAAUGUGUAAAAAAAAAACAACGUCAAUCCUCUGUUUUACUGGUCAUGUUUCAAACUAUUAUUUGGCUGGAGUCUCCACUGGCUACCUUAGAACUGCUAACUGCUAGCAGUUUCCCCGUUUCCAGUCUUUAUGCUUAGCUAAGCUAAGCUAAGCUACCAAUCUCCUGGCUGCAACAUUAGCUUCAUAUUUAACAGACACGAGAGUCGAGAGUGGUGGUCCAGUUUCUCAUCUAACUCCCAGCAAGACUCUGAAUAGAGAAUCUGAAGUUGAUGUUACACCCUGUUAAAUUUUUGGAAUGGGGGCGCCAUCUUGUGAGGUAGAUUUGGUAAGGCCCAAACACACCAAUCCAACAUCAAAGCAAUAGUACUGACGAAGGCCGACUGGUGCGUUGCCUCCUGAUGUCUGUGUCUCACCUAAAAAGUUGCACAUUAACACACUCCAAUGCUACAGCCAACCAGCACGUUUGUUCUGCACCUGCAUGAAAGGAAAUAACUCUCCAUACCAGCAGGUAACGAAAGUCUGUAUUCAUCACUGAUAAAGCGAGACCGGAAGACCGACAGGACAUAUUCAAGAUGCAAGUUAGUCAGUUAGCAAAUUAACAACACAACCAAAUGCUGAAAGAACAAAGCAUAUUUUCCGCUUCUGCUAAAGAGCUCAAUGUCUAAAACAAAAAUCUUACGAUCUCACGCCGUCUUGAUUUUAGUAGGUUGUUUGUUUUUGUCAUUUCUGUUUCUCUUUUCAUUUUCUGUCGGGCUGUGACGCCAAAAAAAGCGGACUUGAGACAGUGGUGUGGGACACACCGCAAAUACAAGGGCGACAGAUGCUCACCGACAAUCCAACAUUGACCAACGGAUGACCAAUGGCUUGGUUUGUCAGGGCCCUUACCUGUACCUGCCAUGGUGGUCACGCAACAGUAUUUGGGGGUACUACGUGACUCAUGGGUGAGGUGGGCGCCUCGUGCAUAGGAGUGGCGUCCUUGCUGCGGUGGCCAUGGGUUCAGUUCCAGCGUGUAGCCUUUUGCUGCAUGGCGUCCCCUCUCACACCUCACUGUCAAGGCAAAAAGACCCCGUUACACUACCUCCCCUCACAUAUCCAGACAAUGUAAACAAUCUUGCUUUUAGACUGAGUGAGUACACUUUGGUAACAGAGAUAACAGUUUGUAGCUCUCAAGAUGGCGCCGCUGUCCCCACAACGUGGUGUAUAUCCUAUAGAUGCACAGAGCAAAAAAAAAGAUAUGUUAGGGGCAAGAAGUGCAACCCAACUACCAGAAAAAAUAUUGCAUUGUACCUUUUUGCAAACCAUGGAUAAGUUACAUUUGUACAUCAUUUUGUAACGGAUACAUUGUGUGUGUGUGGUCAGGUGUAGGCAAAAGAAAUCACUUGGUUAUGGAUAGGGUGAGAUGGCUUCAAACACUUAUGUUUGGUGGCUCAAAUGCCGCUGGAAAAGCAGGGAUAAGUCGGUAAAAAACUCCCAGUUUUGGUGGCUCAAAUGGCACUGGGAAAUGCAGCAAUGUGCCACUAAAAACACCAAGGUUCGGCGCCACAAACCCUGGUUGAACGCCAUAAAACAACUGGUGGUGUUGGUUUGGAACAGCAGUCUACAAUUUGACAGGCAUCUCCCUUAGGUGUCACACCAUCCACCGUCUCCUCCAACGCAUGAUCACAAAUGUCAACAUUAGACACCUUGAUAUGAUACUUGAUAUGAAACCUGUAAUGUGGCGUGGUUUGCAGAAAUGUACAACGCCAACAUUUUUUCUGGUGACUGGGCUGGAGAGUGACAGGAAAGAGACAAGAACACGUUAGGAGGGUUAAUGAGUGCAAACAGUGUUAAAGUGGGGAACACAGGACCCUCAAAAUAACGGCUAAAUGUUAGGUAUAUGGAUUUUGUUAUCUGGAGGGAGCCAUGCUAGCUGUUUCCCUCCGUUUCCUGUCUUUAUGCUAAGCUAAGCUAAGCUAAGCUAAGCUAAGUGUGUCCUGGCUGCAGAAUUAGCUUCAUGGUCUCUUCUCGUCUAACUCUUGGUAAGAAACGGUAUAAGCAAGUUUCUCAAAAUGCUGAACUACUUUCCUAAAGUAAGAGUCCCACACAUUUCAGAAACCUUCACAUACGAUUCAUUUGAAUUAACGCUUUGUUUAAAUGUGAAUUUUGUGUAAAUGUAAAUGUUUUAUUCAAACGCAUUUGAGACGCUCAUACAAAAUACCAUAAUCCUACAAAAGUAUGUAGCAUAAAACAGAUUUUGAUGUACAAUAUAACUCUGGUAUGAAUUCAUUAUUUUGCUAAAUCUUACUUUUGUUUUUUAAGUGCAUGACUAUCAAGUCAGUUCAUAAGCGGACCUGUUGCAGAGACUUCCCUCUAAUGAAUGAAGUGUUUCUGUUGGCUGGAUAAGCACAAACAUUGAAGACACUGGGGCAGAAGUUCAUAUUUUCACAAGUUUUUUUUUCCUACCAGCUCAUUUUUUGCACAAUAGUGGUUCUGUGUUUUAAUCUGGUUCAGAUAAGGACAGAUAACGGAGACGCUCUGGUCGACACAUCCGGCCUGGGAAUGUCACAUUGCUGAGCUGCAAUGAAAUGUAGUAAAAUCAAGUAACCUUAAGGUUUUAAUAAAAAGAGGAAUCAUUUAAUAAAAACUCAUCUUCUGUAGGUCAGACAGAAAAGAAACAUUUGAACAUAUGAGCCAUGUUUGUGACACCAAUGACGAUAACAUAGAGUCUUGUCUUUAGUUCAAAGAAAAUAUAUUUUCUGUAACUUGAUGAGCCAUCUGAUAUGCUUAAUGUACAACUGCCUGUUUAUAUGCAAUAAUACUGUUCUAGGGUCAGUGUGAUGUAAAAUAGUGGACACUUUUUGUCUCUUUAUGUAGAUAUGAUGUGAUCAAAUAAACAAUUCUUUUAGA
This is a messenger RNA of Epinephelus lanceolatus (giant grouper), 5735 nucleotides long. RefSeq names its product armadillo like helical domain containing 4 (gene armh4). The record is from RefSeq and is a predicted model, not a curated record. Lineage: Eukaryota; Metazoa; Chordata; Actinopteri; Perciformes; Serranidae.